AACGAAACAUGCCCAACAUAACUGCAUUGAUCUCGCGCAUGAAAUUGCACCCUCCCUUCGACCACUCUAGCGCGAACAGGAGCUUUUGCCUUGGGACCCCGCCUCCUCGCUAUGGCAAACGUGCAAAUCAUCUCAGACAUCCACUUGGAGAGCCCGAGGACAUAUGACGUUUUUGAAAUCACCCCCAAAGCACCACAUCUAGCCUUGCUGGGAGAUGUUGGUUACAUGUUCCACCAACAAGAGUACUUCGACUUUCUACGGCGGCAUCUGUUGAAAUUCCAGACAAUCUUCCUAGUUCUCGGUAAUCAUGAACCGUGGCAUUCUACGUGGGAUGCUACGAAAAAGGCAAUUCGCGGAUUCGAGCGCCAGAUUUCACAGGAGCGGCAGUCGUCAACUAGUCUGGGAAAGUUGGUCCUACUGGAUCGCACCGUUUACCACCUAGAAGCAGAAACUGGGGAGAGCGUUGCUAUCGUUGGAUGUACGCUGUUCUCCCAGGUGCCAGCCCAGUCCAUAGAAGCGGUAAGCUUUGGCAUCAACGACUUCUAUCGAACCGAGAAUUGGACGGUGGAGAAUCACAACGCUAUGUUCGAAGAGGAGUUGAAAUGGCUUAAUGAACAAGUUAUAUCACUACGCGGGAAUAGGAUUAUCGUUUUAACGCACUAUAGUCCGACCCUGGAUGAGCGCACGACAGAUCCAAAACACAAGGGUAGUCUAAUCCGUUCCGGCUUCGCCACUGAUCUGAGCAACAGUGCGGCCUGGCUAAGCGAUGAUGUCUUGGUUUGGGCUUUCGGCCACACGCACUUCAAUUGUGAUUACGUGGAUGAACAGACUGGGAAGCGCGUUGUUACUAAUCAGCGUGGUUACUACUUUGCCCAAUCCCUCGGGUUUGAUGAGGACAAAUGUAUCAAGUUUUGAUAAGGUAUAACUGUCAGAUAUAAGCGAUGACAUGCAGAAUUCAGUAUAUUGAUCGUAUUGUUGUUCUUGUCUAUGUUUGACUUGUCAAAAUAAAGGAUAUGUCGGCGAGUGACGCGAUAUAGGGGGUAAGCUAAGUUAGCUCCAACUCCGGGGAUCUACCUUAUAAAUUAUUAAUAUAUGCCCUAAGGGUAAAGCAAAAUCUACUUAAUUUGUGGUUGGAUAUACCCGCACGGGAUUUGAACUCUGCGGAUUUCGGCUGCAGAUGUGGUAACCAGAGGUGUGAUUGGCUCCAACCGAUGUAACCGAAAACCCUCGACUCUACGGUGUUGUCAGUCACAUGGAUUUGGGAGUAUAUAUCUUGAAGGGAACUCUUUGAACGAUUUGAGGACUUUCUUUGAUAGCGGGGAGCGCUGGCCGAGUUGCGAACUCCGGAAAACGUACAUGCAUACCCCGUUUAAUACGAAGAACUUCACCACAUUUUCUCGCGUUGUGGUCCUCAUCAUCCAGCUCACUUGAGCGAUAUCA
Molecule: messenger RNA, 1440 nt
Organism: Xylaria bambusicola
Lineage: Eukaryota; Fungi; Ascomycota; Sordariomycetes; Xylariales; Xylariaceae
Product: Metallo-dependent phosphatase-like protein
Exons: 1
Coding region: 112-915 (267 amino acids)
Molecular function (GO): hydrolase activity
Source: RefSeq, a predicted model, not a curated record